Messenger RNA from Hansenula anomala, 1656 nucleotides. Its product is annotated as Zn(II)2Cys6 transcription factor domain-containing protein. The record is from RefSeq and is a predicted model, not a curated record. Bases 1 to 1656 code for a protein of 551 amino acids. NCBI's taxonomy places the organism in Eukaryota, Fungi, Ascomycota, Saccharomycetes, Phaffomycetales, Wickerhamomycetaceae. Gene Ontology annotation, molecular function: transcription cis-regulatory region binding; DNA-binding transcription factor activity, RNA polymerase II-specific; zinc ion binding. The transcript has a single exon. Gene Ontology annotation, cellular component: nucleus. Gene Ontology annotation, biological process: positive regulation of transcription by RNA polymerase II.
AUGACUAUGGAACAGAAUACAAUGGAACGCAAUACGUAUCAUAAUUACCAGCAGAUCCUCGAUUUUCAAAAACCUGAGUCUCAGUUAAAACAGAGGAAAGCACGUAAGAAAUUCAAGAAAUCUUUAGAUGGGUGCAUGUGUUGCAAAAAAAGAAGAAAGAAGUGUGAUGAAUCCAAACCUAUUUGCAAGGCAUGCGACAGAAAUGGGCUAGAUUGUGAAUGGCCCAAGCAUGUCAAGGUGAAGUUGGUGAAAGAAGAGGAUGGUGUUGAUGAUGGAAAGAAUGGUGAAAAUGAAUUUGUAUUAUUGGCUCAACUCUUGAAUAUUCAACUGGAGAAUGAAAACGUUAAAUCGCCUCCAUCUACCGUUGAGAGUUUUGAUUUUGAUCUUCCAGACUCUCUACUUCAUGAAGUGGAUCAAGCUGCAGAGUCUAACAAAAUUCUAAUACGUGAUCAGAAUUAUACAAUCCCCGGCAUUGAACUAUCUCAUGAAGACCAAUUGUGUUAUAACCAAUUUAUAAAGAAAUUCAUUCCUUCAGUCACAGCAUUACACUGUGAGGAUGAUAGUCCAGCUUCUCCUUACAAUAUACUGACCCCAUUUGCUGCCACGCAUCCUUUAGUUCGUGAGAUAUUCUUAGCUUGUGGUGCUACUUUAUUAUGCUUCAACAGUGAUGAAUUCCAUCAAUUAGCUCAUGAUAAAUAUGUCCAUAGUGUGAAUCUCUUGGUGCAAGAUCUACAAAAUUCACCAAACGCUUGUGAGGAUCAUCUUUUCGUUAGUGUUCAAAUCUUACAAACGUUAUGCCUUCGUGAUAAAAACAUUGGGUUGAACGCAACCAAAAGUGCAUCUCAUUUAAGUGCAGCUUAUGAGAUUUUGAAAAAAAGAAGAAUUGAAACACCAGGUCCAAGUAUUCUUGAUAGGUUAUUAAUUGAGCAUUUUGUUUUCAACUAUCCAAUUACUAUUAUGUUAUGUCAUCAUAAUAAAUUAGCAUCAAAUUCGGUUCCUUCUCCUUUCCAAUUCUUUGAAGAGUUUGACAAGAUUUUAACCGUUCCAAUGAUUAACAAUAAUUCUAAUGAUCCUUGGACAAAUCAUCCACUAUUGGGUAUGACUUUGAAAGCAAUAGAAUUAAGUGCUAAAUGUACUUGGAUUUGUCGUUUGUUGCAACAUCCGAUUCCUGAACAAGAUUUAUUGUUAUCAUCAGAUUUGAAAUUCCAAUGUUAUGAAGAAUUGAAAGUUUUGAAUGAAGUGAAAAAUCAAGAUAGAAGAAAAUUGGUAAAUAUAAGCUUUGCUAAAAGUAUUUUAUACGGUUGUUUAAUAAUCACCAAAAAGAUAUGUGAUUGGGAUAUCAAAUUAGAGGAGUUACAAGAUGAAGUUAACAAGAUGAUUGAAGAAUACAAAUUUUGUUAUUCAUUAUAUGAACCACAUGAAGUUUUGAUAUCAAUUUGGUGUUUAUUCGUUUCAGGUUCGGCUUCAAUGACAAUGGAACAAAGAGAGUAUUUAACUUAUGGGUUUCUCAACAUUGCAUCAAAAAUUAAUUCAAGUUUAACUUUAAAGAUUUUGAAAUAUUUGAAAAUCAUAUGGGAUGAGGAUUCCUCGGAUAAAUCACAUGUUGGGUUUGAGUUCUUAUUUGACACAACAGUGCUGGACAUUGUGUGUAGUUGA